AUGAAACAAUCCUAUUAUAGCCAAGGACGCAUUAUAAAUCGUCCUGGGGUAUAUUUAAGACCCCCAACAAUUGGAUAUGUUUGACACCAGAAGUUGCCAAACCACUUCCACAAGUUGAAAAACACACCUCUAAAAGAAUUUGUCAACUCCGCAAUUUGAGCUCCAAAUGAUAGCCCAGGACGAUCUAUAAUGCGUCUUGGGGUAUAUGCAGCAGUAAACCAAGUUCGGUGCUCAACUCCUUCUCGGAACCCUCUUCUCCAAGACGAAUCUUAUGAAACCAAAUCACGGCUAUCCAAAGCCCAAGUUCCUUCUUAUUUAGCCGAAUCAAGAUGACUCGACGAAAGGCCAAAAGGAAUCGCCAAAGGAGCCUAUUCCUAUCAGUCCCAAGGAUCAUUUAAAAUUGGCACUGAUAACAAUUUACCAUUUAAACCUACUAAAAAGGUGUUCUCUUGCAGAAAUACGCUUAGCAGGCCAGAAGUCCCAGUUGCGAUAAAAGCGCGGCCUCAAACUCCAUCUAGAAAUCCUUUAUUUUUGGGUGAUGAAGAAGCUCCUCCACAGAGCUCAAGGAAAAAACUGAUAAACCCUGAUCCUCCAUGUCUAUAUGAUGAUGUUGCAAAUAAUUCAGAAAAUAGCCAAAGAACUCGUAGGACGAGCUAGUAAAAAAUAUUUAGUGACCGACGAAAUUCAAGUAAAUAGGCUGGCUUGGAAAGGACAAUUUGGAUUUAUAAUAGAGGAAAAUAGUAAUUUAAAGAAAAUUGUAUAGUGUUUUUGAACAAAAUAAUAAAUAUGAUCCAUUUGGAAGCCACAAAAAGCAUAACCCUAAACCAAGAGAAUCAUUAAAAAAGGUAUUAGCUUAUGAUUAUGCUCUGCCUUAUAGGGAAGAUAAAAUUACAACUAAGCCUUGGAAUGAAGUUGCUUAUUAG
Blepharisma stoltei is the source of this 923-nucleotide messenger RNA. NCBI's taxonomy places the organism in Eukaryota, Ciliophora, Heterotrichea, Heterotrichida, Blepharismidae. The record is from the annotation of a GenBank genome assembly.